AUGGAGUGGCCGUUAUUGGGCUCUCCCGUUCCCAUUCUGGCCAUUAUAUUGUCGUAUAUCUACUUUGUCAAAGUGUUGGGUCCGGCCUGGAUGAGGGAUAAAAAGCCAUUCAGGAUCGAGGGAUUAAUUGUUAUCUAUAAUCUAGGCGGGCAAAUGACAUAUUUUGGGAAAUACAGCUUAAUAUGCGAACCAAUUGAUUACUCGGGGAGUGCCGAGUCUAUGAGACUGGUGCAACUGGGCUGGUGGCUAUUGCUCUUGAAAAUAGUAGAGUUCGCCGAUACGGUAUUUUUUGUAUUGCGCAAAAAAUUCUCGCACAUAUCGGUGCUGCAUGUGGUGCACCACUCGCUGGUGGCCUGGGGUGUGUGGGUUGGCAUGAAGUUUGGCGCCGGCGGUCACAACGCCUUCUUUCCGUUAGUGAACUGUGGUAUCCAUACGAUUAUGUAUACGUACUACUGUUUGGCCGCUUUGGGCCCCGGGGUCCGCAAGUAUCUCUGGUGGAAGCGGUACCUAACCAUCGCCCAAAUGGUUCAGUUCGUGGUGGCCCUCAUUCACGCCUGUAUUCCCCUGUUUGUCGACUGCGGAUAUCAGCCGGGAUUCGCGUACGCACUCAUCGCACACGCCCUCCUGUUUUGGGUCAUGUUUUACAACUUCUACAAAAAUAAUUAUCAUAAAUCACACACUAAGACAAUACUCACGGAUUCGCACCACCAUCACAACCAUCACAACAACAAUGAUUGUCAGGCAUACAAAUCGGUGUGCAAUCAAAACGACCGGUUGUGUCAAAGUGUGACAAACGCUAUGAAAGUGUCCCAAAAUAAUGAGUUGUUUAAAAUAUCCAAGAUUAAUUAA
Molecule: messenger RNA, 849 nt
Organism: Oppiella nova
Lineage: Eukaryota; Metazoa; Arthropoda; Arachnida; Sarcoptiformes; Oppiidae
Source: the annotation of a GenBank genome assembly